GAGCAGCAAAGAGCUGCUGUUGCAGCCAGUGAUCAUCAGCAGGGAGGGAGGGGAUUCUCCCCCUCUGCUCUGCUCCUGGGAGGCCCCACCUGGAAGCAUUGCGGUGAAGCAGGCCGAUGAGAUUGAGAAGAUCUUGUGCCACAAAUUCAUGCGCUUCAUGAUGAUGAGGGCAGAGAACUUCUUCAUCCUACGCAGGAAGCCCGUGGAGGGCUAUGACAUCAGCUUUUUAAUCACAAACUUCCACACGGAGCAGAUGUACAAGCACAAGCUGGUGGACUUUGUCAUCCACUUCAUGGAGGAGAUUGACAAGGAAAUCAGUGAGAUGAAGCUUUCUGUCAAUGCCAGGGCCCGCAUCGUGGCAGAGGAGUUCCUCAAGAAUUUUUAGGCUGUGGUGCAGGACCCUGUGGCUCCCCUGUGCUUGUGCCCGCCGGGCACUGUGCCUGUGCCUGCUCCCGCUCCCUGAGGACGGCCGGGCCGGGCCCUGC
Molecule: messenger RNA, 485 nt
Organism: Acanthisitta chloris (rifleman)
Lineage: Eukaryota; Metazoa; Chordata; Aves; Passeriformes; Acanthisittidae
Gene: ARPC4
Product: actin related protein 2/3 complex, subunit 4, 20kDa
Biological process (GO): Arp2/3 complex-mediated actin nucleation; actin filament polymerization
Cellular component (GO): Arp2/3 protein complex; actin cytoskeleton
Molecular function (GO): actin filament binding
Source: RefSeq, a predicted model, not a curated record